Molecule: messenger RNA, 1319 nt
Organism: Panicum hallii
Lineage: Eukaryota; Viridiplantae; Streptophyta; Magnoliopsida; Poales; Poaceae
Exons: 6
Coding region: 71-985 (304 amino acids)
Cellular component (GO): nucleus; 90S preribosome
Source: RefSeq, a predicted model, not a curated record
AAUCCGGCCCGAGCAAGCACCGGACGGAGCUAAAACCCUAACCUACCAAACGCCCAAACCCGACCCCAAAAUGGCGCCGGCGACGGAGCCGACCGCCGCGGCCGCCGGCCGCAAGCGCAAGAAGCCGGACGGGCCAUCCAAAACCCUCGCGAAGAAACCCUCGGGUCCCAAAUCGACGUCCGGGAAGAAGAAGAAGGAAAAGCAUAAGCACACGACGCAUAAGGAGAAGAAGCCGCAGCCAACCGGCCCGCCCGCCAAGCAACCAGCCGAGCCGGACCAGGCCGCCGCCGGAGGUGGGGCCGCAGGGGGAGGGGUCCUUUUGUCUGCCGCGAUGCCGCCGGCGCGGCAGCUCGAGUUCCUCCUCCGCAGCUUCGAGCGCGCCGGCAAGAUGCGGCUCUCCCCCCUCGAGCUCGACUCCUACUCAGAAAGGUGCAUGGUCCCGCUUGCGGAGGGACGCGCCCAGGACGUGGAGAGCUUCGGUGACCAUGUGAAGGGAGCAUUCGGCAGGUCGUGGAAGGAGGAGCUCUGCGAGGGGCAGGUUGUGGAGGGCGAGAUCGGCGUGGGCAGCCCUGCUCUCCUGGUUAUCAGCUCGGCUGCUCUGCGAUCCUUGGAGCUUCUGAGGGGCUUAAAAAUGUUCACCAAAGAAUGCCGCCCGGUAAAGCUCUUUGCUAAACACUUGAAAGUGGAGGAGCAGGUGGCAAUGCUUAAUGCUCGAGUAAAUAUUGCCUGUGGUACACCAAGCAGGAUCAAGAAGCUAAUUGACAUAGAAGCUUUGUCCUUGUCACGCUUGAAACUAGUGGUCCUUGACAUGCAGAAAGAUGCAAAGUCCUUUAACUUGUUUACGCUACCACAAGUCAGCAAGGAGUUCUGGGACUUAUACAAGGGCUACCUAGAUCCAAAGGUCCGAGAAGGGAACACGAGGAUAUGUUUCUAUGGUGCUGUGUCUGAGAGAGACAUUACCAAAGCACUUCCACUUGCUGAGUAAAUGUCUGUAUGAGUCCAGUUGUAUGUGAGCUGAGAUGUCUUUCUGCAGGCUAAUGGAACCUUGUUAAAGCAGGUUUUCGAUAGGUUAAGAAAUUAGGAAUUUUGGCCGUGUUCUUUUGCUCCCCAAGUGUUUUUUACCCCUGUUAAUUGAGUGUAAUUGUUGGUGCAAUUAUUAUACAAAAGUGUUCAGAGCCCUGGCGUGGUGUUCAGACCUCAAUCUUGACCGUCAGAGUAGUUCCAGAAGGGUUAAAAGCAGAUUGCUACAAAGCCAAGUAGGGAGUGGCUUAAAUCUGAAUUUUCUGGUUCUGAAUACCACUUUACCUGAUGGUUCCGAA